Brassica oleracea var. oleracea is the source of this 2266-nucleotide messenger RNA. RefSeq names its product protein SON-like. The coding region runs from base 107 to 2020 and encodes 637 amino acids. The transcript has 5 exons. NCBI's taxonomy places the organism in Eukaryota, Viridiplantae, Streptophyta, Magnoliopsida, Brassicales, Brassicaceae. The record is from RefSeq and is a predicted model, not a curated record.
CUUAAAAAUUAAAAUCAUUUCAUUUCAUUUCUUCUUCAACGGGCAUCUUCAAUCUUUCACAAGGAUCCUUUUUUAACUUAAAGAGAACUUCCUGAGUUGUUGUGAGAUGGAAUUGGUAUCUGGGAAAGUAAUUCAAGGUUGCUCCAACGCAGGCAAUCCUUUCCAUGAGUGUACUGCUAUUUGUUUAGAUAAAUUAAACUCGGUGGAUAAUGUCUACAAGAAGGAGAAGAAGAUCUUUGGGUUUGGUAAGAGAACUCCAAGUAGGGAGACUCCUACAGGCAGCCCCGCUCGUGGAAGCAGAUCGCCUCUGCCCAGCUUCUUCGCCGCCAAAAAGAAGGUUGAGUCAAACAGUCCAUCUUCCACUGAACACACCAAUAAUAACUUCUUCAGCCGCCUUUCCCCGCUACAUGGACUCCCAUCCCAACUCAAGAACGAGGCUGCAACCAGUGUGGACUCGCUCCCCAUGUCUCCUACUCUGGCUGGAUACUCAGGAGGAGACUAUUUUGCAAGAAAGCGUGGUGGUGAGGAUGAUGAUAUGUACUCUCCAAGGCCUUUUGGAAUUCGUCCUAAGACGCCUGAACACCCUCUUAGGACGCCUCAGCAUAGGCCCCGUACACCCCAACGCGUCUCUGAUACUAGGCCGUGGGCGCACCAGGCGGAUCCAAUUUCCCUAGAAACUAGGCCAAAGACGCCCAUACAUGAGUCUUCUGCAAUAGGAAGGAGGCCCCAAACACCAGAAACUAGGCAGCAGACUGCACAACACAGGGGAAGGUCGACUGAGUUCAUGGCAAGAUCCCCCGGGCCAAGGUCCAAGACCCCAGAGCCUCAACCUACCUACUUUGAACCAUCCUCAGGGACACCAAAAAUGCGGUCCAAGACGCCGGAACCCAGUACUAGGGUUCCACAAACUCAGCCCAUAUCCCACAGAUCUCUUGACAGUGCUGAAACUAGGCCUAGGACACCGGAACACCAGACCAGGACCGUAGAAACAAGGCCAAGAACACAUGAAAGUAGGCCAAAGACUGCAGUCUAUAGAGGAAGAUCACCUCGUCACAGAGAGACGAUCUCACAAAACCAACAAAGGUCGUUUGAGAUGGGUCAAAGGUCACCUCAAGCCCACAUUUAUCUUGGGAGCAAAGCUGAAUCGGAGAACGAUGAUGAAUCAGUUCUACUCUAUCCAGAACUUAUUUUGUCACCUCAAGAAAGGCCACCCAUUACGCCUAGUCGCAAGGGAUAUGAAACUCCUACCAAACAGGAAGAACGUUUUGAUCAACUUGAUGAGUCGGCUAGCUCAGAUGAUGAUAAAUUUUCAUUUGUGGAUGAUGAUGAUCACGACGAUAAGCAAGACAAGGAGCCGCCAGAGCUCCCAGAUGAAUCGCAGAGCUUCAGUCUCUCAGAAAUCUCCCGCAUGAAAGGAAUAAUAAUAACUAAGAAGAAUGACGAGAUCCAGUCCAUUGUAUCUGACUCUAUUGUUUCUGUGGGAGACUACAAAGUCCGAGCGAGCGUCUCGGCCACUCUUUACCAAAUCCUCGACAAGCACGGCGAUAUUGCAUCCGGUACUAAACUUCAUUCGCUUGCCGCGCGAUCCUACUACCUCGAGAUGCUUGCCUCCGUUGUUUUCGAACUCCAGACGACGCCCUUGAGGCAUCUCAAGGAGUCCCGCGUGGUGGAAAUGCUAGCGAUUGUUAGAGACGUUGAGUCGGUGAAAAUCAAGGCAGGUUGGCUCACGCCCGUCCUGGAGGAAAUAGUCGAGGCGGUUAAGCACUACGACCAACACGAGAGGAGCAGAGUGGAGAGAGAGUUGUGGGAAGGGGAAGUGUUGCUUGUGAGACAAGAAAUGGAGAGAGAGGGGAAGGAGCUGAAGGAGAAGGAGAAGAAGUUGAAGGAGUGGAGGGAGAGAACGACGGAGAUGGCUGGGAAGUUGGGUAGUCUUGGUAUGAGACGAGCGCGUCUUGACAAGAGCUUGGCGCUUCUGAGUUCCAAGGUGGACAAGUUUCAGGGUAAAUAUGUUCUCUUGUGACCAAACAAUUACUUCUUGUUCAUUUGGCGUUGCGUAUGCAUCCGAUCAUUCUUUUUGUUCAUCGCGUGUGAGUGACAAGACAAAGCCUAGCUAGCCGCAAAAUAAGCAUUUGUGAUUAUCUGUUUUUGGCUUUUGGUUAGAGUGUACUGUGUAUAUGUGAUUAUCUGUUUUCUACACGUCCUGCUCUAUGUAUAUUUAUCUCUUUUCAACAGCUUAUGAGAUAAAUGAAACGCAGAAAAACUAAUA